AUUAUAAUCCAUUUUGAGUAUAACCAUCAUUACCCGUUGACACCAUCCUCCAAAGUCGCGACUGCUUGCGAGACUCCGCAACGCUUUGCCCGUGUUGCCGCCGCGACGCCAUUUGCGAGCUAUAAGUAGUGAUAACAAGAGCGUUCGUCGCGCUCGUUUAAAAUGCGCGCGUUGCACAAGGGCGUCGCAGCGGGAGUGUCGACAUCCCGGCCUCCCAGCUUGCAGCCUUGCCCCGCGCAAUGGGUGGCCACUCGGAGGUCGGCAUCAAAGUCAAGGCUUACAGCUCGUGCUGAUGGCGCAGACGGCGGCCGCCAGCCGUGGGACUUCUUCCGCUUCGUGAAGACGGUGGCCUACUUCAAUGAGCUGCCCUCGCCCGACAAGCUGCUGCAGGGGUUGGUUAAGCAGCUGAGUCCGCAGGGGGCGGGGGACAGUGUCGUGCCGGUGGAGCUACCUCAGGCGUCCAGCAGCGGGGCAGUGGAGGUGCCCAUCACCGGCAUCGUCAUGGUCACAGGCGCCACGGGCGGCGUGGGGCGGCGGGUGGUGGCCCGGCUGUUGGCCGCGGGCAAGCACGUGCGGGCGCUGGUGCGCGACCUGGAGAAGGCGAGGGGCAUGCUGUCCGACCUGCCUGUGGCGCCCGGUGGCAAGCUGGAGCUGGCGGCGGCGGACGUGACGCAGCGGCAGACCCUGCUGCCAGAGAUGUUCGAGGGUGUGCGGGCGGUUGUGUGCUGCACGGCCGUCAAGGUGGUUCCCAAGGAGGGCGACACUGUGGACCGAUCCAAAUACUACCAGGGGAUCAAGUUCUACGACCCUGAGAUUCAGGGCGAUACCCCCGAGGCUGUGGAGUACGUGGGCAUGGAAAACCUGCUGGACGCGGUGGCGGACUCGCUCGGCGUGGAGGGUGGCGUGCGGCUCCUGGACGCCGCCAGCGCCAGCAGCAGCAGCGGCAGCAGCGCCGGUGCUGGUGCCGGCAGCGGCGUGGCGGGUCUGGGCGCGGGCGGCGGCGCGGUGGCUCGGUGGGGGCCGCUGGAUGACGUGGUGAUGGGCGGCGUGAGCAGCAGCGGCAUCGAGCUGGUCACGGGGGCGGGCGAGGCGGGCGGCGCCGCCUGGGUGUUCAGCGGCAACGUGUCCACGGACAACUUCGGCGGCUUCGCCUCUGUGCGCACGCGCAACCUGGAUCCGCCGUUGGACCUGAGCCCCUACGAGGGCAUCCAGCUGCGCCUGUUUGGAGACGGCCAGCGCUACAAGUUUAUCAUCCGGCCCGACUCCAACUGGGACGGCAUUGCCUACUGCAACUCCUUCGACACCACCCCCAGCACCUGGCAGACCAUCCGCCUGCCCUUUGCCGACUUCUUCCCGGUGUUCCGCGCCAAGCGCCUCAGCGGCCCCACCGCCACGCCGCUAGACCCGUCCGCCAUCAGCUCCAUCCAGAUCAUGCUGUCCAAGUUCGAGUACGACGGCGACCUCAACCCGGCCUUCCGGCGCGGCCCCUUCCGCCUGCCCUUCACCUCCAUCGCCGCCUACCUGCCCGCGGGCGUGCCGCCGCGCUUCGUGCACGUCAGCAGCGCGGGCGUGACCCGGCCCAACCGGCCCGGCAUUGACGUGAACCAGGAGCCGCCUGCCGUGAAGCUGAACGACACGCUGGGCGGCAUCCUCACCUGGAAGCUGGCGGGCGAGGACUCCCUGCGGGACAGCGGCGUGCCGUUUGCGGUGGUUCGCCCCACGGCCCUGACGGAGGAGCCGGGCGGCAUGCCGCUGGAGCUGGACCAGGGGGACACAGUCAAGGGCAAGAUUAGCCGCGACGAUGUAGCGGACCUGUGUGUGGCGCUGCUGGGCUGCCCCGCCGCCACCAACACCACAUUCGAGGUCAAGUCCACGGUGCCCUUCUCCCAGCCCUGGACCGGCCCUGAGCCCAGCGCCCCCCGCCGCGACUGGUUCGCCACGUUGAACCAGGCGCGGCUGCGGCCGGGCGUCACGGGCCGCACCGUGCUGGGCGUGUACACGGGGCGCAAGACCGAGGUGGAGGCGCUGGCGGCCGCGGGCGUGAGCACGUCGGAUGCCGCCUCCAAGCCCACAGCCACCGCGGCGGCUUGAGUGCCGUUCCAUGCAUUUCUGCAUCAACGUCUGUGUGUUGCUCAGUGGCGCUGUGGGGCGCCCGAGCUGGAUGUCAUGCCGUAGCAUACCGGUAUGCAUCCGCAGUGGACUAUGGUAUCGCACGUAGAUAGGCAAAUGAUAUUCGGUGUGCCAUGGCACACAAUGGAAUGCCCAUAUUUUUUGGCGCUGGAGUUCGGAGUGGUGUCAUGCCAUAAGCAACGCGUGCAGUAGAAGGCUAGGGGUCGAGGAAGCGGGCGCAAUUUGAUGUCGACUGGAGGCACCCUCACCAGUCAGCCCUCCUGGAUUCGCGCCCGUGCGCGCCACUACUAAAUCUGCAACAUCCAAUUUCUUUCAUGUACUGCUUAAGUAUUUGAUAUCAUGCGUCUGGUCUGUCGUAUGUCGGAGAGGAUACGGUGUGCGUGGAGGGGACGACGCGUAGAGGAGGCGUGAGGUUGUCGGGAUAGACGAGAGACUUGCGUUUGCGUUGUAAUGCAGUGGAGGACGGUUGUGGAAACAUCUGCUUUGGGAUAUGCCUUACGAUGCUCCUUGAACGUCACUUUGCUGUAAAGCCUUCACGUC
This is a messenger RNA of Chlamydomonas reinhardtii, 2670 nucleotides long. RefSeq lists its product as uncharacterized. The coding region runs from base 163 to 2091 and encodes 642 amino acids. The record is from RefSeq and is a predicted model, not a curated record. NCBI's taxonomy places the organism in Eukaryota, Viridiplantae, Chlorophyta, Chlorophyceae, Chlamydomonadales, Chlamydomonadaceae. The transcript is spliced from 19 exons.